AAGCAUAUUCUCUUGCCUGCAAGGUGUCAUUUGGACUGAGGUGACUUUUUUAUUCAGCUACUGUUCAACCGCAUAGACUCAUUGUCCGUAAAACCUCUCUCACCUUUACAAAACCCGUUUUUCCUCCUCCUACGGCCAAACAUUCUCUCUCUACUCUUCUGCAGUCAUCCAAGGAUUGUGAAGCUAAAAUUUUCAUGGAGGGUAUUGGAGGUGGGGCUACUGGUGGCACAGCUACGGAAUCAGUGAACCAAUGGAUGCACAAAAUGUCAAGGCUUUUCCAGUUUUAUCUAGAUAAGACUACUCCACAUGCGGUUUACAGAUGGAUUGGAACCUUUGUAUUGGCAUCUAUCUAUGCACUGCGGGUUUUUUAUAUUCAAGGGUUCUACAUUGUUACCUAUGGUCUGGGCAUCUACAUACUGAACUUGUUGAUUGGAUUCUUGUCGCCCCUUGUUGACCCGGAGCUGGAACCUUCUGAUGGGCCUAUGUUACCCACCAAAGGUUCAGAUGAAUUCAAGCCUUUCAUUCGCCGUCUCCCUGAGUUCAAGUUCUGGUAUGCCAUCACAAAGGCUUUUUGUAUAUCAUUUAUCAUGACCUUCUUUUCGAUGUUUGAUGUUCCUGUCUUUUGGCCUAUAUUACUGUGUUAUUGGAUAGUCUUGUUUGCGCUUACCAUGAAGCGCCAAAUUGUACACAUGAUCAAAUACAAAUAUCUCCCAUUCAACAUUGGAAAGCAGAAGUACAGUGGCAAGAAAUCUUCUGCCAGCAGUAGUGGCUCCAGGGGAGAUUGAACUCGUGCCAGUUAUCUCUAGUCCAAAAGUUAUGGGAGGGGAAGAAGGCAGGGAAGAAGAGAGGCAGGCAGGCAGUUACAAGAUUCAUGGUUUUAGAAUUUUAUUUGAAGGUCUGUAUUAGCAUUAUAUUGGAUUUGAACAUGAAAUUCACAUAUAUGUAGUUAUGUACUGUCAUUGGUGAUACCAUCUACGAUUUGUGAAAGUUGAUUCACUCUUUAUACACGCUAUGAAAAUGGAAUCUGUUUUUGUAUUGCCUGGCAAUGUAAUCUGCUUGAAAGAAAUUGUAUUAUGUAUUCUGACUUUUGGCAUCUUAGUUUUGGGUAAUUAUAUGGUAC
Messenger RNA from Ilex paraguariensis (yerba mate), 1120 nucleotides. Lineage: Eukaryota; Viridiplantae; Streptophyta; Magnoliopsida; Aquifoliales; Aquifoliaceae. The record is from the annotation of a GenBank genome assembly.